This is a messenger RNA of Xenopus laevis (African clawed frog), 1778 nucleotides long. It is a transcript of the gene fntb.S, whose product is annotated as farnesyltransferase, CAAX box, beta S homeolog. The transcript has 12 exons. NCBI's taxonomy places the organism in Eukaryota, Metazoa, Chordata, Amphibia, Anura, Pipidae. The coding region runs from base 280 to 1473 and encodes 397 amino acids. Gene Ontology annotation, molecular function: protein prenyltransferase activity; protein farnesyltransferase activity; catalytic activity. The record is from RefSeq and is a predicted model, not a curated record. Gene Ontology annotation, cellular component: protein farnesyltransferase complex. Gene Ontology annotation, biological process: prenylation.
GUGUAUGUAGUGCCUGUUGUGUAUUUAGUGCCUAUAUGAGCCCCUCUAUGUAGCUGCAGCUGUUGGGGAUGUAUCUAUAUUGACUUUCAUUGUUCUGGGGAAGAAGAUUCUAUAGGAGGCCAUACACGGAGAGAUGUUUGGCAAUGUCGCCAGACGAGCGGAUCUCUCCCCCAUAUGCCCACCUUUAACUGAGCCUUGUGUUGUGUUGCACCAACUUUCCUUCUGUACAAACUCCGCUCAUUUAGUCUGCCUCUUGUAUCACUUGUUGGUUGUUUUUGUAUGGAAUUCUGUGUGCUAAUUGUACAGACCCAUUUAUUAUACAGCUCUAAAAAAGUGGAGAAUAAUGUCGGUGCUCUGUUCGAUGCCUGCAAGAAAAACCAAGGAAAGAUCCAGCUGGUUUUGGAGAGAGAGCCACACACCCAUUACUUAAGGAAGGGCCUACGGUACCUGUCAGACUCCUAUGAGUGUCUGGAUUCCAGUCGGCCCUGGAUAUGUUAUUGGAUAGUACAUAGUAUGGCAUUGCUAGAUGAGCCCAUUCCUGAGCCGUUGGCAUCUGAUGUUUGCCAAUUCCUCACACGGUGUCAGGACCCCAAUGGUGGAUUCUGUGGAGGUCCUGGGCAACAGUCCCACCUUGCUCCCACAUUUGCAGCCGUCAAUGCCCUGUGCACUAUUGGAACAGAAGAGGCCUUUGACGUCAUUAACAGGGAAAAGCUGUUGGCGUUCUUGUGGUCACUGAAACAACCGGAUGGCUCUUUCACUAUGCACAUCGGCGGGGAAGUUGAUGUCAGAAGUGCCUACUGUGCUGCCUCUGUCGCAUCACUCACCAACAUCAUGACCUCUGAGCUGUUUGACGGCACUGCUGAAUGGAUUGCAAGGUGUCAAAACUGGGAAGGUGGCUUUGGUGGGGUCCCAGGCAUGGAAGCACAUGGUGGAUAUACAUUUUGUGGACUGGCUGCAUUGGUUAUUUUACAAAGGGUUCACCUGCUGGAUCUGAGAAGCUUACUGCGAUGGGUUACUUGCAGACAAAUGAGGUUUGAAGGUGGAUUCCAGGGUCGCUGUAAUAAGCUGGUGGACGGGUGCUACUCAUUUUGGCAAGGUGGAUUGUUGCCUCUUCUUCACAGAACUCUCCAUGCUGAAGGUGACUCUGCAAUCAGUCUAGCCAACUGGAUGUUUGAUCAGCAAGCGCUGCAAGAAUAUAUAUUACUGUGCUGCCAGUGCCCCAGUGGUGGCUUGCUUGAUAAACCUGGCAAAUCUAGAGACUUUUACCAUACUUGCUACUGUCUAAGUGGCUUAUCCAUAGCACAACAUUUUGGCAGUGGGGACAUCUUACAUGAAGUCAUAGUCGGAGUACCAGAAAACCGCUUGCAACCGACACAUCCCGUGUACAACAUUGGUCCUGAUAAAGUCGCUCGGGCAGUCGUGCACUUCAUGAAGAUGAAAGUUCCAGAGGCAACAAACUCCAGUAAAAACUAGAGGAAUAUUGGUAGAGCAAGAGAAACAAAGGAAACCCACUAGCGUCAGCCAACAUCACAAGGGCCGUACAUCCUAUGCAAUAAGGCAGCUACAGUAGCAGCAAAAAAGGUUCUAUAGUGUCUUAUAGCAUGUCCUUCUGUUGGCAGAAAGGUCGGCACAUGAGAGGUUUCCUAGGAUUUGUACUAGUAACUUAAUAAAUGCUUCACUGUGUGUAAAAGUAUUUGUAUUUGGAAGGAUGCAACACCCAAGACCCGCAGGGACUAACACGUUUACAUAUGUUUAAUACUGAAAUGACAUUUGCUUAU